This is a messenger RNA of Callorhinus ursinus (northern fur seal), 1821 nucleotides long. It is a transcript of the gene HPN, whose product is annotated as hepsin. Gene Ontology annotation, cellular component: membrane. The record is from RefSeq and is a predicted model, not a curated record. Lineage: Eukaryota; Metazoa; Chordata; Mammalia; Carnivora; Otariidae. Gene Ontology annotation, molecular function: serine-type endopeptidase activity; serine-type exopeptidase activity. Gene Ontology annotation, biological process: proteolysis.
CCCUGCCCCUCCCCGCCCCUUCCCCCGCCUCCGGCCCGGCCCCCUCCUCCUCAGGUGAGGCAGCCAGGCCUAGCAGGCCCCACGCCGCUGCCUCUGCCUCCGGGCCACCGCUGCUGCGGGGCCACCAUGCCCCUGCCCAGGCCUGGAGACUGACCCGAAGAGGGCACUAUCUCUCAGCUCCGCCCCCACCUGCCGGACCCCAGGGUCCCACCCCGGCCCAGGAGGUCAGCCGGGGAAUCAUUAACAAGAGGCUGUGACAUGGCGGAGAAGGAGGGUGGCCGGACUGUGCCAUGCUGUUCCGGACCCAAGGUGGCAGCUCUCACCGCGGGGACCCUGCUGCUCCUGACAGGCAUCGGGGCAGCGUCCUGGGCCAUUGUGACCUUUCUACUCAAGAGUGAUCAGGAGCCGCUGUAUCCGGUGCAGGUCAGCCCGGCCGAUGCCCGGCUCAUGGUGUUCGACGACACGGAGGGCACGUGGCGGCUGCUGUGUUCCUCGCGCUCCAACGCCAGGGUGGCGGGCCUGGGCUGCGAGGAGAUGGGCUUCCUCAGGGCCCUGGGCCACUCGGAGCUGGACGUGCGGACGGCGGGCGCCAACGGCACGUCGGGCUUCUUCUGCGUGGACGAGGGGAGGCUGCCGCUGGCCCGGAGGCUGCUCGAGGUCAUCUCUGUGUGUGACUGUCCCAGGGGCCGUUUCCUGGCUACCGUCUGCCAAGACUGUGGCCGUAGGAAGCUGCCUGUGGAUCGCAUCGUGGGAGGCCAAGACACCAGCCUGGGCAGGUGGCCGUGGCAAGUCAGUCUCCGUUACGAUGGAGCACACCUCUGUGGAGGGUCCCUGCUCUCCGGAGACUGGGUGCUGACAGCCGCCCACUGCUUCCCUGAGCGGAACCGGGUCCUGUCUCGAUGGCGAGUGUUUGCCGGCGCUGUGGCCCAGGCCUCACCGCAUGGCCUGCAGCUGGGGGUGCAGGCAGUAGUCUACCACGGGGGCUAUCUCCCCUUUCGAGACCCCAACAGUGAGGAAAACAGCAAUGAUAUCGCCCUGGUCCACCUGUCCAGCCCCCUGCCCCUCACGGAAUACAUCCAGCCCGUGUGCCUCCCGGCUGCCGGCCAGGCCCUGGUGGACGGCAAGAUCUGUACCGUAACUGGCUGGGGCAACACGCAGUACUACGGCCAACAGGCUGGGGUACUCCAGGAGGCCCGAGUCCCCAUAAUCAGCAAUGAGGUCUGCAACGGCCCCGACUUCUACGCGAACCAGAUCAAGCCCAAGAUGUUCUGUGCCGGCUACCCUGAGGGUGGCAUUGACGCCUGCCAGGGUGACAGCGGUGGCCCCUUCGUGUGUGAGGACAGCAUCUCUCGGACGCCACGUUGGCGGCUGUGUGGCAUCGUGAGCUGGGGCACCGGCUGUGCCCUGGCCCAGAAGCCGGGUGUCUACACCAAAGUCAGUGACUUCCGGGAGUGGAUCUUCCAGGCCAUAAAGACUCACUCCGAAGCCAGCGGCAUGGUGACCCAGCUCUGACCUGUGGCUUCUCCUUGAUGCGCACGCCUCUGGGGCCCAAGUUCACCUAGGUGGCUCCAGCCCCACCAGGGUGAACCCCACCCUGGGCCCGGAAUGGGACGUUUUUCUUCUUGGGCUGAGCCCACAGGUCCAAGGAUACCCUCCCUCCAGGCUCCUCUCUUCCACAGUGGCGGGCCCACUCAGCCCUGGGACCACCUGAGCCUCACCCUCCUGACCCCCAUGUAAAUAUUGUUCUGCCAUCUGGGGACCCCCAUCUAGGUGCCCAUGAUGACAGGAUGCUCUUUAAAUAAUAAAGAUGGUUUUGAUUAA